Messenger RNA from Lineus longissimus, 3002 nucleotides. RefSeq names its product peroxiredoxin-like. Gene Ontology annotation, molecular function: thioredoxin peroxidase activity. Gene Ontology annotation, cellular component: cytosol; endoplasmic reticulum. Gene Ontology annotation, biological process: response to oxidative stress; cellular response to stress; cell redox homeostasis. The record is from RefSeq and is a predicted model, not a curated record. NCBI's taxonomy places the organism in Eukaryota, Metazoa, Nemertea, Pilidiophora, Heteronemertea, Lineidae. The transcript is spliced from 5 exons. The coding region runs from base 12 to 770 and encodes 252 amino acids.
ACGUGUGCAAGAUGGCUUCCACCGGCAAAAUGAUGCUGCAAAUUUGUCUUGCUUUUGCUGCUGUUUUUUCCGUGCAAUUGACACUUGCCGACGAUCAGACAUGUCAUUCUUAUGGCGGGGGUUUCGUGUAUCCUGGAGAAGUGAGGAGCUCGGGUGGUCAUCAACUACAAUGGACAAAAGCGCAGAUUUCGAAGCCAGCACCUGCUUUUGCUGGAACUGCUGUCGUUGACGGAAAGUUCAAAGACUUAUCACUCUCAGACUACAAAGGAAAAUAUUUGGUAUUUUUCUUCUAUCCUCUUGAUUUUACAUUUGUUUGUCCAACUGAGAUCAUUGCCUUCAGUGACCGUGUUGAUGAGUUCCGGGCCAUUGGUGCUGAAGUUGUUGCUGCGUCUGUCGAUUCUCAGUUCACUCAUUUGGCAUGGAUCAAUACCCCAAGAAAACAAGGAGGUCUCGGUCAAAUGAAAAUCCCCCUCCUGUCUGAUCUUAGUCAUAAAAUAGCCAAGGACUAUGGUGUUUAUCUUGAAGAGGCUGGCCACACACUGAGAGGGCUUUUCAUCAUUGAUGAUAAGGGUGUCCUGCGUCAAAUCACAAUGAAUGAUUUACCUGUUGGUCGUUCCGUCGAUGAAACCCUCCGUCUCGUGCAAGCAUUCCAGUAUACUGAUCAACAUGGUGAAGUGUGUCCUGUUGGUUGGAAGCCAGGCAGUGAUACGAUCAUCCCUAACCCUGAUGACAAGAUUAAGUACUUCACAAAAGUCAACAAGGAACUUUAAACCACACCCUUUUCUGUCAUAUCAUGUCUUCUCCAGUUUGUUGUUAAUUGCACGAUAAAUGAAAAUUCUGCAGCCUGGUUCACAAGUCUGUUUCCUCAGCUAUCUAAACACCAAUAUUAUAAUUAAUUUGCUAAAAGUUUAUAUGAAAUGUUGCCGCCUGUGUUCACAAUGUCAAGAGCCAGUGCUUUGAAUCAGAUGGACAUUGAUUGUCGGAGGUCCUCUGUCAAAGGUAGGGUUCCACUGAGUAAAUAACAGGUAACAGUUAUACUCUGAAAAAACGUUAAACUUCCUUUUUCUGUUUAACCAAUUUAACUUGGUGCCAUAUCAGAUUGCUCAAUUUUUAGGUAUUUGUUUUUAUAUAGGAUGAUUUUUCCUGAAACCAGGCUUCAGAAUCUUCUGUCUUGCUGUUCAAGCUUCAGAUUUUGUUUUCCUGUCUUUAUUUCUAGAUAAGAUCUGGAGCCUUUGUUUUGGAUUUUGGCUUGGAAACUAACCAUGCUAUCCCUGUUAGGUGUUUUAAGCAGCUCAAUGUAGCAAUAAAUAGAUAUCAUACAAGUCAGCUCCAAUACACUGAUUGUACCUAUAAUUUGUGAACUUUGCAAUAUAAGGCUACAAAUUCAGAUGAUCUUUAAUUUGAGCUGCUUGCAACGGCCUACCUCUAUCGCAUAUUUUCUUCAUCUCUCAGUGAGCACUGUUGCAAGCAUACAACUUUUAGAAUCUCAAUGCUUAUUUUUCCAGAUUAUUCCAACUCCUGCUGACAAAUUGAAAUAUUUCAAGAAACAUGAAGAAUAAGAAGAAAUUCCAAAAGUCCUUCUGUGUUUGUUCCAUUUUGCCAAAUUAUUGUGGUUAGCUUGGGGUUAACAUUUGCAUGUUAAACUGCCUUGCCUAUUGGUGAAGGUGAAAUUAUUUUUAAGAAAUCUAUGAUCAGGAAUAACCCGAGAAUUUUUGUUUGUUGGAUUUGAUGAGUAUUGAAAAACCCACCCUUAGAUUGUACUGGAAAGUAUUAUGGUCUCAUACCAAAUGUUGCUUCAGUAUUCACUUACAAUCAGCUGAUAAGUGUCUCAAACAUCGAAAUAGUUAUUACAGUGUCUAGUCAAUUUCAUUUUGUGAUACAACAAGUUUUAAGAUGACUCCUAUUGCCACAGAGGCUUGUAGUUGCAUGUAAAAGCCUUCUGAAUAUCUAGGCAUAUGGCUGCUAAGACUAUUUUGAAUAUGUUCUCUUGCUCUACUCUACGAACACUGGUCAAAUUCUGAUUCUUGUCCUUUUUUGAAGUGCCGCAUGUAGACAUGAACAGAACUGUUAAGCAACUGCGGUUUUUUUCUAAAAUUGCUUUAUCCCUAUUUAUUUAUAUUUCGAUGUUUUGGCGUAAUUGUUUAAAUUGUGUCUGUUAGUUCAGUGGCAAAUGGUAGAAGACUUGGCUUACAUGUAACUAAUGUGCUCAGCAUCACUAGAUGUCACUAGGUGCUUGUUUCUGCUUUGAAAUAACCUGCUCUGAUUGGGUGGCUUUGUAUCCUGUAAACCCCUUUAUGUUCAAGCCCUGUGUGUUUGCAAAAACAUUCUAUUCAGAUUUUGCUGCCAUUUAUUGAUGCGAAUGGAUGCCUUUUCCAAUGGUAAAACUAUCAAGUUGAACACAGUCAUGCUCCUAAAGUUCACGAUUGUACCCCCUCUCAUGAAAAUCGUGAAUAUAUAAAUCUUGUGAAAAUAAAGGAGUUUACAGUGACCUGUGCAGAACUGACAGGAGAAAAGUAAAUGUACUGAUUCAUUAGGAUAUUUCUGAGACUUUAAGUGCAAUGCACAUCAUUCUAUCUUUCUAUUGCAAGUUCUUGGGUGGUAGAGCAUUGAUACUAGUAUUGCUGACUAGUACAUGCACUUAGUAAGUAUAGUUCAAUCAUGCAAUGAGCAAAAUUGCAUGUACCUUUUUACGGUACUUAAUUAUACCUGAAUUAAAGUUGUGAAAACUUCUUAUGUGCGAUAUAUGUGUGAUUGAAUGAGGUAAACAAACACAACGUUUUUGUGUUGACUGUGGUACAGGUUAUCAUCUCUUCUCUGCUUAGAAGUAAUUGCAAGAAAGAUAAAUUGUCCUCUUCUUAUCAUAAAAUUGUUCUAAUAAUCUCGAAAUGCUGUUUGCAAUCAUCCGAAAAGACAAAAAACAUAACUGUCUUCUAGCAAGAUUAAAAAGUUAAUCCGUAGUGCUAUUCAAUGCUAGUUUUGUGGAAUUCAAAAACGCAAAUUAA